Messenger RNA from Cinara cedri, 9566 nucleotides. The record is from the annotation of a GenBank genome assembly. NCBI's taxonomy places the organism in Eukaryota, Metazoa, Arthropoda, Insecta, Hemiptera, Aphididae.
CAUACCCAUAGACAUUAUAUUUUGUAAUGUUCGUUUGUAUUUACGUAAUUACUCGUUUUUCGCUGUCACAUUUUAUCAUCUGAAUGUGUGAUAACCACGGAGUGUGACCACAAAUCAUGAUUACGAAGUCCAUGGUGAUAAUUUUUCUGUCUCCGUUCAUUUUCAUUAUUAUUUAUUCUAAUAUUCUGCCAUGCACAGUCAUCUCAUUUACUCUCGCUAAAAUUUAAUUUACUCUUUCUAGUAAUUCUUUUUCCUUUCUCAUAAUACCUACUCUCUUAUGUCUGAGCAUCGUAGAUAUAAAAAUGCAAAAAUUUAUUCGUUAAAAGUGUGAACGAUUUUCAUUUUUCCGUCGGUGAACCAUAUAUCAUUAAUAAUUAUACACGUCAGUUUUUCGGAGCGGCACCAUGACUUCGAAUGCAGGCUAUCAUCAAAAAACCGAAGACGAUCCAAUGAAGCAAACUAUGUUGAUCAUCGAACACAAAAUAAGAAAUUUAGAGAAACGCAAGGUAUGUAUAAUAUGCCGAUAACCUAAUACCAAUAAUGUCUAUUAUAUCUCUUUCCGAUAAUGUUUAAUUACUAAAAAGAUCGUCUUACUUUGGGUUUAUUUAAUUAUUUUUACAAUUCAUUAUCUGCGAAGAUUAAGCCAGCUAACAAGGAAUGUACUUAAAAAAUAAAAUAAUUUUUUUUGUCUACGUAUCUACACCUAUAUAAAAUGUUAAUUACCUACAGUAUUUACAGUUUUUACUGUUUUUUUAUUAAUUUUUGAUUAUUUGUAUUGUUUUAUUAAAUUUAUGACAGGACACACAUUUAUAAUUUAUACCUAAUUGUUGGUUGGUAUUUAAAUACAUACAUUUAAUUUUUAGAAUAAUUGCACUAUUGAAAACUUGUCAACCCCAAUUAUUUAUAUAAAACUUAUAGGUACUUAAUAUGUCAAUUGUUAUAUAAGUUUAUUCAAAAAAAUGUAACUGAUAUCUACCUAUUGUAUAUUACACUAAAUUUCAAAAAAAUCAAACCAUUAAACUAAAUUGCUUUAUUUAGUAAAUAUAAUUUAAAAAUUAUUUUAAUACUCAGUUUGUAGUUUUAUUUUUAUUAUUUGAAGUGAUUUAACUAAUUUGUUGUGUUAUUUAGCUUAAGUUAGAAGGAUACUUUUCUCAACAAUUUCAUGGAGGAAUAAAAUUGAGUGAAGAUCAGUUAUUAGCUGCAUCUAAAUUGAAUGAAGUAACAAGUACUUUAGAUUUUGCAAGAAAUCUGAGAAAACAGCUAAAUUCUCUUUUAACAACAAAAAAAAAUAAUCAUACUCCCGUUGAAGAAAAACUUAAUACUAAAAUCAAAGAAGUUUUAAUUUACCAGGUAAAUUAUUUUGCUUAGUUUUAGUUUUGUAAUUAAUAAUUUGUUUUUAUUUUAAUUGUUUAAAUGUUUUAAUUUCUUUGAUAUUUUCGAUUUCACAAAAUCUAUGUUAAAAAAGUAGGAUACCAGGCAAUCUAUUUAAGUGGGUACACUUAUUAUCUCGAAAAGUAUUCAAUUUUUUCUAAAACAUUUAUGAAACCUGCAGCUCUACAAGUUUAUAUUUAUGCUAUUUUUUUGUCACUCUUAUUUUUGGGAGUAUAACCACCCACUACCUACUUUUGAUUUUUAAAUGGCAACAUGUACUAAAAAGUCCACAAAUAGACGGAGUAUUUGUUAAAAUAAAUUCUAGUGUUGAUAUUCUUGAUUUCUGUUAAUCCGUUGAUGGAAUUAUACUGUAUUAUAUUAUAUUAUAUUAAUUAGAGUUUUACACUUUUUUAGUAUAAUCUCAUUUUUUUUUUGAUUUACGGGUUUUUUCUUAGGGCGGUAGUACUCUCUUCCAACCCAAACUUAAAAGUGGAAUAUCUCAUCAAUGAAUUGACAGAAAUCAAAAAUGUCAACUCUAGAGUUUAUUAACUAAUACUCCAUCUAUUUACAGACUUUUUAAUAUAAGUUACCAUAUGAAAAUCAAAAGUAGGUAAUUUUACUCCCAAAAAUCAAGGUGACAAAAAAAAUAACAUAAAUAUAAAAUUUUAGAGUUACUUGUUUCUUAAAUGUUCUAGAAAACAAAUUCCAAAAAUAAUUAAUAUUUUUCGAGAUAAUGAUUAUACCCAUUUAAACGGAUCACUGGUACAUAGAGUUAUUUAAUUUAUAUCUGCAAGCAAUGAUGAACUAUUACAAACAAAAUACGAUUUUGAAUGAAGUUAUACAUGUUUUUAAAUGUCAUAAUAUUUAAAAUUUUAGUCAAAAUAUGAUCUUAUAAAACAAUUAGGUAGGUGUAUGAAAAAAAAAAAUAUCAUUACAUUACUUAACUUUUUUUUUAGAACUAAAUUAAACUUAUAAUGAUUCACAAAGUAAAUUUUCUAGCAUUUGUUUAAUAAAACCAUUUUAUCUACAAAAUAAAAACUAGAAUAUAAAAUGCCUAUAAAUAGCACUAAAAUCACCAAAAUAUUUUAAAUAUUUUACCAAUUCUAGAAAAGACUAAUAUAAGUGUUCUGUACAAAUUUCAGCUUUCUAUGAUAAUUUUUAAUCAAUUUACAACAAAAAUCAAAAAUAAUAAAACCACUGAUGCCUACAUUUUUUUGUAACUCUUAUGGUUUUUUAGUGGUUUUCCAAAUUAUUAUAUACAUUACAACUGUUUAGAGAAUCAAAAAAAUGAUUUAUGUAUUUUUUAACUAGAUUUAAAAUGCAAAGGCAUAAUAUAUACACAUUAGAGUGGACAUUAUGAAUGUUUAUAUUUAAUUUGUACAGGUAUGACAAUACCAUUGAAUCUAAUUUCAUGAAAAAAAAAUAUUCAGCUUGGCGAGCAGUGAUUUUAGAUAAAUAAUGUAAUUUAUAUGUAUUUUAUUUUUUUUUUUACACUUUAAAUCAUAGUCAACUUAAAAUGUCAUGAUGCUAAAUGAUCAGAAUUUAAUAAGGAACAAAUAUGGUCCUAUUUGUUGAUGAGAAAAAAAAUCAAAAUUAACAAAGUUAUUAGUCGUGAAAUGCAAAUAAUUACAUAAUGUUGGUAAAUCAUCUAGCUAGAACUAUCCUUGAAAAUUUUUUUUAUUUACAAAAAAAAUUACUACAUAAUCCUUAUUAAAUUUGUGAAAAAUUGCAUUAAACGGCAAUAAAAACCAUACAAAAAAAUGUGAAAUAUUUUUUUAAAAAAAAUACAAAUAUUUUAAAUUUUCCUACAAAAUAUAUUUAUUUUUUUUUAACAUUAUAAAAUAUAAUUUUUAUAAUAUUGUUAAAUAGUUUUUUUUUUAUUAAUAAUUUAAAAUAUAACUACAUAUAAUAUGAUAUAGAAGUACAAUGUACUAUUUAUUAUAAUAAUAUUUUUUAUUUUCAAAAUAAUAAAUAAAGUAAAUAAAUAUGUAUAAAAAAUGUAUCUAUAAAAAUAAAAUAAAUAAAUAAAUGAAUGAAUGUGUCCCCUGGAGUAUUAUGAUACAUUUUUAAUACACUUAUCAUAAUACUUCAGGGGACACAUUCAUUCAUUCAUUUAUUUAUUUUAUUUUUAGAUAUACAUUUUUUAUUUAUAUAUUAACUUUUGUAAAUUAUUAACCAUUUAAUAUAUUGACUUUCUUAUUUAAUUAAUAAGAAUAAAAAAUACUGUAUUCUUUUUCUAUUAUAUAUUUUUAUUUAUUAUUGUAUUUUUAUUUGAUAAGGUUUUUGAUAAAUUUAAUUGAGAUUAUAUUGUAAUUUUUUUGAUAAAUAAAACAAUUUUUCAGAGGUAAUUCUAGCUAUUGAUUUAUCAACAGUAUGUAAUGGCUAUUAAAUAGGGCUAGGGACUUAUAGGAGUUUGCAUGUUUUUUAAUUUUCAUUCAAAACAUAGCUAAGUAUUAUAGAAAUUUGUUUCAUAUUUUUACGAGCUUAAAGCAAUCAUUUUUAUUUUGCAUAUUUUGCAUAUUCAGCAAUUUUUUCCCUAUAAGAACAUAUUUUGUUAUAUUUUUAUUUUAAGUGCAUAUUUCACAUUUAUUUUAAAAAAAAUUUAAAACAAUAUUCGAGAGAGAUUUUAUGUAUAAAUACUAUACAAUAUUUAAUAUGAAUUUUCUUGAAAUUGGAAAAAUAUAGAUUAUAAUGAUUAAAUUAUAUUUAUAUUUAAUCAUUUUAAUCUACUUUUUUCUAAUCUAAAUCUAAUUUAUAUUAUAUAAAUUAUUAAAUAAUCCAACUAAUUACUGUGUGUUUUCCUUUCAGAAUUAUCGCUCAAUAAAAUCAGUAUAUAAAGGAAUACAAAGUUAUUAGUAAUAACUUUGUCAGAUUUGAUUUUUUUUUUAUCAACUAAUAAAACCAUAUUUGUCCCUUAUUAAAUUUUGAUAAUUUAGUCUAAUGUUAUAUUUUAGUUAGCUAUAAUUUAAAGUGUUAACAAAAAUAAAAUACACACAAAUUGCAUUAUUUAUCUAAAAUGGCUGCUCACAAACUAGACAAUUUUUUUUCACGAAAAAUUGAAUUUGAUAGUAUCCUCAUACUUGUACAAAUUAAAUAAAUAUAAACAUUCCCUUACCUAAAACAAAAAAUAUAAUUUUUUUAGUUUACCUUAAUACGAAUAGUAAAACCAAUAGAUUUCUUGUUACACUUAGAAUAAAAAAAAAUAGGACAAAUUUCAUUUGGAGUAUUGGUGAAAAACUCUAAAAACUUUGAUUUUUGACACACCUACUUGAGUGAUUUUGUACCAAAAAUCUAAGUGUUUAUUUAUUUUAUAUAAAAAAAAAAAUGUAAUUUGAAUGUAAAUGUUUUGUUAAUUUUUGAUUAAUCUCAAAAAUGCUAUAUUUUAAGGUUCAUGUGCUAUAACUUUAAAAGACUUAUGUAUCGUAUGUAAAUUUUGAUUUUGCCAAUCGAUUAAUGAUUAUAAAUCCUACAUAUUUUGAAAAUAUUUAUUUCGAAGUAUUUUUUUUUAAAAAGUUCAUGUUAUGGAAAAACCGAAUUUUUUGAAGACUUUUUUACAUUUUUAUUGUACAGGCAAUACACAUUUUGAAAAAAAAAAUCAUAACAAUACUAAAUUAAUCAAAUAAAAUCCUUUCAAAAAAAAAAAUAAUUAAUACAUUAUACAUUUUUGUUUAGUAAGUUUUACUGUAGAUAUUGUAGGUUAUGUAUUUUAAAUAGAAACACUUUUUCAAGUGCAUACUAAAUAUUAAAUUAAUUACAAUUUGUUUUAUCAAUUAUAUAGUUUAUUACUAAGGCCUGAAUUUUUGUGUACUGAAAAAGCACCUAAAUGUAGGUUUUCAAAUAUCAUUUAGAUAUAGUUUGGCCCUAAAAGUUUAAGCAGAGUAAAAAUUAACAAUUUUAAAUAUUUAUUAUUCAACAUUUGUAAAAUUUAAUAUUUGAUGCUAAGAGGAUGUUACAUCUGCAUUUUUAUAUGAUGAAAAACUAAAAUAAAAUCAAUAUUUUCUAAAAAUAAGAUAGAUAUUUCAACUAUUUUUGCCUAUUUUUUUUCAAGUUCCAUUGACAGUUAUAAAUGGACACACCCAGACAUUCUAUAAAAUAUAUCUAUAAUUCUAAUAUUUUAAAACACACCUAAUAAAUUAUAUCGCAAUUUAAGAUUUUAGGGAUAAUUAUUUGAAAAAAAAAAUCUGUCGUAGGAUAACAGGGACAGGUGUAGGCUCUGGUAUAGGUAAUUUUAUGUAUACCUGUAAGCAAACAUAAAUCAUUUCUAACAAAAAAGGAUUGAUUCUAAGUGGAGUUCAGUUGAUAAUGAUGCUUUGUCAACAAUAUAUGUGCCACAUUAUGGUAAAAUAAUUAAGUAGGCAUUAUAUAUUUUUUUUAAUAAUUUUUGUAUAAUAUUAUAUCGAUUUUCUUACAAUUGUCCGGGUUUUUCCAUAUUUUUCCUGGUUUUUCACAUUUGUUGAGAAAAUUCUUGAGAAAAUCAAAAAAUGACCUCCCUAAAAUACCUAUCCACACCGAUUUACUUUUAUAAAAGGUGCUGCAAUUAAAAAUUGGAUCAAGAUCUCUGGUAGAAAAGUUGUCUAUAGAAAAAAAAAAAAUAUACACCUUUGUAAAACUACAUGCUUCUUUGCUCCACUCAGAAACUAAAAUAAAAUAAAAUAACUCUAAUAUUUCAGAAUAUAAGGCCCCAGAAAAUCUUGAAUUAAAAAACUGGGAAAUAAAAUAUAAUGAAAGAUAAAAUUUGGUCUGUUUUUGGAAAUCAAACUUAGUCUUUCUAAUUAUAGUCACCAACCAUCUUUCUGAAAAUUCCCAAUUAUGUUUUGCUAUAAUUAUUCCCUUUCCUAUAUUGUACCAAAAAUGGCACAAAUUCAUUUUUAUCAAUUAUUUCACUGACAAAUUAUUCAAUUCCAAUACUUCCUACGUGCCAAAUUUGGCAAAAAAAACUUAACAAUUUUAAUACAAGGUACUUUUAUCUAAAAGUAAAAUUGUUUACUAUAAUUUAUAAAAUAGAUAUAAACAGAUAAAUGUGAUACACAAAUUUAUAAAUAAUUAAAUAAAUAUAAUAUGGUCUAAUUAUUAGUUUUGAUUUAUAACUGCAUAUAUCCAACAUAAUAUGGCACAUAAAUACCAUUGAGUAAUUUAAUGCAUUCAAGUCUGCACAGAUAUAUAGUUUUGGUGGUGGUGCACCAUUUAUGGUAUAUAUUAAACUUUGAGCGUUUUUAAAGUCAAAAGAGGUUAAACAUUUUUUUAAGUAUUUUUCCAUGUCAUCUUGACUACAAAUGUAUACACAUUGAAUGCAAUUCAUGCGUUAUUAUGAUUCUAUAGUAAUUUUUCCAAUAUUAUGACAUGAUUAUUACAUUUUGAACAAAUUUUGUGUUUUGACAUUUUUCAGUCAAAUUAUUUUUCUUAUAAAUUAUUGUGAGUUGUUUUUAUAUUCCAUUUCCAUCAGAUUAGAUUUCGUUAAAUUUCUUUUCAGUGUCAAUGCAGUUAUGUUCAGUAUAUUUAUUUUCUCUGAAAUUAUUUUCUAAUUGAUUAUUACCUUCCAGAUGUUAUCAUUAUUAAUAUACAUAUAUUUUUUUUUUUAGAACAUAUUAGAAAAUAUUAAAAAUGAAUCUGUGAAAAAAGAUUUAUUAAAUGGUCAUAAUGGAGCUGUACAAUUAACAAGUGAUGAAUUAUCAAAGUUGUCUCAUUUUUCUAAAAUGGUUUCGGCAAAACGUAUUGUGGAGGAAGGAAAACCUCCUUUUGAGGUAAUUUUAUUAAUUAAUUUUUGAGGAACAUUAUAAUUUGUUUAUUAAAAUUAUUUUUUUAGUCAAGUUAAUAUUUUUAAGGUUUAUUAACAUACCAAAAUAGGUAAUUUUUUGAAAAUUAUUUUAGUAGGUAGUGUUUUUAAAUUUUCAUGUUUAUUUUAUUAGAAAAUAUUUUACAAAAAAGCUAUGUUAUUGUUUAAUAUUUUCACCUUCAAAUUGUAUAGUUAGUUAAUAAAUUAUACUGCAUUAUAUAAUUUACAUUUGAUAUUAUAUUAAAUUGUACUUCUUAUUAUGAGAAAUAUUAUUCUAUUUUAUUUAAAAAUACAGGAUCAAUUGAAAGCCGUAUCUAAGCAUUAUAUGAAACUUGUAGAAAAUAGGCCUAAUAUUGUAAUUGGUACAAGUUAUGCACAUUUAAAAGAAUGCUUGUUAAAAAUAGAAAAAAGUGGUUAUCUAAACUCUAUCAUAAAACCUAGUCACAAAGAAGUUAGUAAAAUUUAUAUUAUUAAAGUGUGUAAUUAAUUUUUUUCUAUUAAUAAGUAAAUAAAAAUGAAUUUUAUUUUUAGGUAAAUACUAGUGAAGAAAUAAAUACUUCAGAUGAAAUACCACAAAAUAUAAAACAGAUUGAUAGUCUAAUAGAGCCAAUAAGAGAUCUUGAUAAUAUAUCAAGUAAGUUAAUAUUUAGUUAUUAAUAAUUUUAAUUUAGUAAUAAUGAAUUUCAAUUAGUUUCUAGUGUUAAUAAUGUUGAGUACAAUUCAAAAAAAAUCGAAACAGUUUAUUUUACAAAUAAUAAUGUUAGUGGAAAUACAGUUGAUAAUGAACCAUGUCAAAAUAAGAAUAUCGUAGAUACAGUAUUCAAUUCUUCGUUUGAGUUUUUACAAGUGUGUUCAUAUACUUCUGAAAGUAUUCAGUGUACUUUUUAGAACAUAAAUAUAUAAAUAUAUUAAUUAAUUAAAACAUUUUUUAUAGGAUUCUCAGCUAGAUGAUGAUGUUUACAGUGUUAACCCAAAUUCUAUACCAACACAAACAUUUUCAUCUUCUCAUUAUAAAAGUCAAUCGACAGAUCAAGUAAUUUUAUUAAUACUUAUAACUUUUAACUAACAAUAUAAGAAUUUAAAGUGUGUUGUUUAAGGUUUUUUUUUAAUUUUUAGAUUAUUAACUAGGGAUUUUUAUUUAUAGGAAACAAAACUCAACCACUUGAAAAAUAUAGUGAAUGUUUCUAAGUCCUGGGCAGAGAAAGUUGGUGUGAACUCUCAAAAUAAAACAGAAACUGGUGUUAGUAAUUUACCAAAAGAAAACUGGAGUCAAACAGUAAUUGAUAGCACAAAUAAUGAUUGGCUUGUCAAAAAUAAUUGGGUUCACAUGGUUGAAGCAGAUAAUUCAGAACAGAAAAUCCUUUCAAAUGCUCCUCAUACAAAUUCUUCUAACAGUUUAGUUACUAAUGGUAUAUGUCAUCUUUAAAUCUACUAAAUAAAUGUGUCUGUAUUUAAUAUUUAUAAUUUGUUUGUGUAAAUAUGUUGAGUAAUUAUUUAUUUAUUGUUAUUAAUUUUUAGCAAAAAAUACAUAACUUAUAAUUAUAUUUACUAUAUAGUGAUAUUUUAUAAGAUAAAAAGUGUUUAACUAGUUAUAAUUAUAAAUAUUAAAUAAUAAAAUAAUAAUAAAUAAUAAAUAAUAAAGUAAAACUAAAUUAUUAAAAUGGUUAAUACUCUAAUAAAGUUAAAUAACUAUUAAUUUUAUUAUUUAGGAUAUUCAGAGAAUCUCAAGGGGUUAUUGAAAAAAUCUGUGGUUUUUAAUAAGCAGGACCCAUAUCCUAUGGCUACUUCUAAUAACCCAACAUUUUAUCAAAGUAACUACAGACAACCCACACAACAAAAUAAUAUUGGUAAUUACACAAACUCAAAUUCUACAUAUUAUGACAAAAACCAAUCUACUGAUUUAAAUAAAAGAUCUGCUACUGCAAAAUCAAAGACUACAUAUGCAAGCGAAUAUUGGUUAGUAUUUUGUGAUAGUAUACAAUAUCAAAAUUGAUAACUAAUGCAAUUGAACAAUAUCUUUGAUUUCAGGAGAAACUAGAGAUCAUCAACAAUCAUAUGUUAACAAAUCAUAGUCAUUCAAAGAAAAAUAAAAAUUCUAUAGUAACUCUAAUAAUAGUCAUUCUGGAAUCUCACCACCAACAUAAAAAAUUAAUUAAUUUAAAUUUAUACUAUUUAUUAUCUUACUAAAUAGUUUUUUGUUUAAUUUAAAAUUCCCCCCCCCCUUCUCCUGUCAUAAAACAUUGGACUGAACCCUUAAAUUUGCAUGAAAUAGUAAUUUGUUCUUAAUUUUAUAUUUAAAACAUUGUAGAUUUAACAGUUUAUUUUUAUUGUAAAACAAAAUAAUUUUCUUGUGUCAUUUUUCAAUACUUGGUAAUAAUAAUAAUAGUUGAACUAUAAUUUUUUUUUUUUUUUGGUGAUGGUU